This is a messenger RNA of Anopheles darlingi, 2933 nucleotides long. RefSeq lists its product as uncharacterized. Lineage: Eukaryota; Metazoa; Arthropoda; Insecta; Diptera; Culicidae. The record is from RefSeq and is a predicted model, not a curated record. The transcript has 11 exons. Gene Ontology annotation, biological process: proteolysis. Bases 25 to 2871 code for a protein of 948 amino acids. Gene Ontology annotation, molecular function: serine-type endopeptidase activity.
AGAGCGAAAGAAAAGAAUUCCCGCAUGCUACUAAGUGAUGUACGUUCGUCGCCGGCCCCGACGUACGAUCAGUUCCCUCGCGAGAGUCGCGCAGUGAUAAUGGCGCGCCAUUCCGUGCUGUUUGCUGCUGCCAUUACUGCAACCGUUUUGAUAGCUGAGUGCAUGGCGCACCUGUUUCCAGUUGAUCCCAAGCUGCCAGGUGAUGAGGGAGGUAUGAUGCUACCGUACGAUCGAAUAGCAUUAGAUGAUUGUCACAUGCGAUACUGGAAGUCGGGUUUCCGCGGUUUGGUCGCACCGGCCUAUGGACAGCCGGCACUGUUGCGUGAGUUCGCACACAUUGCCGCGAUCGGUUGGACGCGGUCGGAUGGCAAGAUCGAUUGGAAUUGUGGUGGAUCGCUGAUCUGGGAAAACUUCAUCCUAACCGCUGCCCACUGUGCUAUCGAUGAUGAAGAAAUCCAGCCCGAUGUAGCACGAUUUGGCGAUCUCAACAUCUACAGUGACGAGGACGAUGACUAUGCACAGCAGCUACGGAUAGUGGAGGUGAUCCGGCAUCCACAGCAUCGUUUCAGUGGCAAGUACUACGAUGUGGCGCUGAUGAGACUCGAGCGGAACAUUACCGUUCAUGAAACGGUUGCACCGGCCUGUCUGUGGCUUGACGACGAGGUACGCUUCCCGAAGCUUCUGUCUGCCGGUUGGGGCAGAACCGGUUUUGCCGAGGACAAGACGAAAAUUCUGCUCAAGGUAUCACUCACACCGCUCACCAAUGCAGAGUGCUCUCGCUUCUACACGACCGCCGAGCGGGGUUUACGCAAUGGUCUACACGAUCAUCAUCUGUGUGCAGGUGAUGAACUGAUGGACACCUGUCCGGGCGAUUCUGGUGGACCGCUGCAUGUGAAGCUGCUGCAUAAUGCUAAGAUCAGUCCGUUCCUUGUCGGCGUCACGUCGUUCGGUAAACCGUGCGGUCAGUCAAACCCGGGCGUUUACGCUAGGGUGUCCCAGUUUGGUGGCUGGAUUAUGGAAACACUACAGAAACACGAUCGGCUCAUUACGCCCGACAAGUUUGAACCGUGGUCCUGUGCCCUUCGGUACGUGCAUGUGCGCGAGUAUGAAGAGGAUGUCGUGGUCUCGAGAUCACGUAACUAUGAAACCUACAACUCGGAUAACGCUCACCUCGAGGCAGGUGAUAGCCUGCAGAGAGUAAGGAUACAGUGGCCGGAUCGAUUGGAACCACGCCGUACCAACUGUUCCGGUGUGCUCUUCGAACCGAAUGCCGUAAUAACGCUCGCCGAGUGUGCCUCACACAUGGGUGCAACUCCUGGAAGGGUCACAUUGUCUAAUGGGAAUUACGUCGAAGUGAAGGAAACGAUCAUUCAUCCGAACUACCUCGGUAGCAUCGAACCUUACUACAACAACAUUGCGUUGCUGAAACUCAAGUCGAAGGUUUCUUCGAUAACGCCGUUGUGCGGUUGGUACCGUGACGAGCUGCCCGAUCCUAAGUUUGAAGUUCUCGGAGUAGGCCGUGCCGAUCUGACACCGUACAACAGGGAUAAUGUAGUUAAAGAAUUAGAUCCACGGCAAAUCUCGUUAAACCCUCGUGCAACGUACAAAUCUAACAAAGAAUGUCAACUGGCACCACAGUACCGAUCGAAGCUAUCGCGCGGUCUGCAGCAGGAGCAUCUUUGCUUCCAGAACGUACCCUUUGUCGUACCCGGAACCUGCCAGCAGCAGUUCGGUGGUCCGGUCGAGCGUGAACUGUGGCGCUUCGAACGGUAUUUCAACUACUUCUAUGGCAUCAAUCUGCUCGGCCGUGACUGUGGCUUUGGCGAGCCAGCGCUGGCGGUGCGUCUGAAUGGUCAUAAGGCAUGGCUGGAGUCGUUGCUUCUGCCGAAGAAGGUGGCAACAUCCGAGCUCAGUGCCGGCUCGCAGCCAAGUGACUCCGUGAUCUUCAUCCAUCCAGACUUAAGUCUGUCGGACCGUUGCAGUUACACCGAUGGUACCGUGGGAACAUGCGUAGCGCAGAACGAUUGUCCCAACAUUCGCCAGCGAAUGCAGGCCAACAAACCCGUCACCCUGUGCUCGAGCGGUUCCGUAGUGUGCUGUCCACUGCGUGACAUCCGAUCAGCACCGAGCGCUAUCGAGCGAGAGUUCAACGAGUGCGAACAACGGUAUCAGCAUCUUCGCAAACAGCGUCAGCAAAGAUGGGAAGGAUUUCAGCCCGUCCAGCGACGAUUGUCACACGUGGCUGAGGUUGGUUGGCAAGGUGUCAACGAAAUAUCGUUCUUGUGCAUUGGAUAUCUUAUCAGCUUACGAGCGGUUGUGGCGGCUGCUUCCUGCUUGCUUUCAAACGAGUAUGAACCAUCCGUUGUACGGUUAGGAGGAAUGUGGGCUCACGAUAAGCCCGACAUAGCGAUCAUCCGGAUCGCGAAUCAAGACAUCCAUCCCAAAUUCAAUCAAACUACUUAUCUGCACAACAUUGCACUACUGACGCUUGCCACUCCCGUCACUCCAACGGUGACCAUGUUUCCGGGUUGCGUCUGGCAGAAUACGACGCACACACCGGUCGAAAUGGUGGUUCCCUCUAAUGGAAUAUUCGAACCGAUCCAUCCGAUGUACCGAAGCGAUUGUGAUGAACGCUAUGUGCGGCCGUUCGUAAACCAGGAACAAAUCUGCAUGGUCCCGGGUGUGACCGGACCGGGUACUUUCUGUUACGCACCCGGUAGUCCCAUCGUGUGGCAGAAGAUGGCUGAGAAGAACCUGUUCACGGAGUACUUGGUGAACAUCUACAGCCACGGCAAUUGCAAUUCAACCACCCUGCGCAUUGUGCACCGUAUAUCUAUGUACAUGGAUUGGUUUAAGGAGGUGCUCGGAUAAUGCCGGAUUAGCUUCAUGGUAGUCUUAAGAGAGACGAACUAAAGUAAACAUUUUGAUCAGAA